UGCGCCCUUGAACGCCACCCGCCAGGUGUGACUGACCUGUCCUCGCCCAGCAUGCCCUCUCAGAAAAAAGCCGCCAGCGUGUUCGGCGGGGCCGGGGGAAGGGGCUCCAGGGCCUCGGUGGCGAGCCUGGAGGGGCUGCGUAACGUCCUGCGCAACGAGACGGAGAGGGACUCCGCUCCGGUGUCCAAGGCCGCCGCCGCUCCCGAAGGGUACGCGGCCCCCGGAGCCCCCGCCGCGGCGCCCCAGGCACCCGUUGCUCCCGCGGACGACAAGCAGACGCUCCGCGGCCUGAAUGACCGCCUGUCCGGCUUCCUGGACCGAGUCAAGCAGCUGCAAGACGAGAACCGAGACCUGCAGAGAGAGAUCGACGACAUCCUGGCCAAGAGGAAAACCCCGGAGGGCCGCGACUGGGAGGAGACCCAGAAACCUCUGGAGGAGCUCAAGAAGCAGAUCAAAGACAUCACCAUGGACAAUGCGAGGCUGCUGCUCCUGUCCGACAACACGAAAAUGGCAAAUGAGGACUUUAAGGACAAGCUGGACAAUGAGACCAGGGCGCGCAAGGAGCUGGAGAAAGACCUGGAGGACCUGAAGAGGGUCAUCGACGACACCAGGCUGAACUGCGAGCACAAGCAGAAGGAGAUCGACCUGGUGAAGGACGAGAUCGCCCGCCUGGAUCAGGAGCAUAAAGAAGAGGUGGACGUCCUGCGUGAGAAGAUCAAGGACUCCGAGGUGACGGUGGAGAUCGAGUCCUCCAACUCCGACCUGGCCGAGGCCCUCAACAAGGUCCGCGCCCAGUAUGACCGCCUCGCCGAGAAGAACCUGAAGGAGACCGACGACUGGUACAAGAGCAAGUUCGAGUACAUCAAGGUGGAGGAGGCCCAGAACGUGGAGGCUCUGCAGUCUGGAAAGACGGAGCUGAAGGACCUGCAGAGAGAGAAGCAGACUCUGGAAAUCCAGAUCCAGACUCUGCUCAGCAUGAUCCGCAACCUGGAGGAGACCCUGCGCUGCACCAAGGUGGAGUACGGCCAGCGGAUGGCCCCCCUCCACCAGGCCGUCGUGGAGCUGGAGCGGGAGCUGCGCGAGGUGAGGGCGCAGGUGGAGCAGCAGGCCGAGACCAACAAGAACCUGCUGUGCGUCAAGAUGAAGCUGGAGGCCGAGAUCAACAACUACCAGCAGCUGAUGUGCGGCAUGACCAGCGACUCGGAGAGCUUGGAGUUUGCUUUAGAGGAUGCUCUGCGCAGCGGCCGGCGAAAGCCCGAGGAGAAUGUUCCCAAUGAGGAGGAGGAGGAGGAGAGCGGAGGACCUCUCGCCGCUGUAAGCGCCCCUGCCAGCGCAUCGGCCCCACCUGAAACCCCCAAAGAGCAACCUGCCGGAGAAGUGAAGAAGGCGGCCAAAAAGAAGAAGAACAAGUCCAAGACUAAAGAUUCAUCCUCCUCUUCUUCAUCUUCUUCCUCCUCCUCCUCCUCUUCUUCCUCCUCCUCCUCCUCCUCUUCCUCCUCCUCUGAUGAUGAUGAUGAUGAGAAGGCCAAGAAUGAAGCUGAAGAGGCCAAAGCUUGAUCGGUUUCUCAUCUGUCUCCCUGUAGCGAUAAACUGCGUCGAGGUGUGUUUUUCCCCUCCGAUUCUGCUUCAAUAAAGCUUGACGGUUUCUAAAGGAAACAUCUAAAGGAAACUCU
Messenger RNA from Salarias fasciatus (jewelled blenny), 1673 nucleotides. RefSeq names its product keratin, type I cytoskeletal 18-like. NCBI's taxonomy places the organism in Eukaryota, Metazoa, Chordata, Actinopteri, Blenniiformes, Blenniidae. Gene Ontology annotation, molecular function: structural molecule activity. Gene Ontology annotation, cellular component: cytoskeleton. The record is from RefSeq and is a predicted model, not a curated record. The coding region runs from base 52 to 1557 and encodes 501 amino acids. The transcript has 8 exons.